AUUGUGCUUGCAAGGCAAGAACUUCACUCUGAGUUGUCCCCCAGCCCCUACAAUUGUGAGUGAUAGCUGCUUCAGGAAUCUUGCAGAAGACCGAAGUGGGAUAAAUCUUAAAGAUCUUGUCCAAGAUCCUUCUUUGUUGGGUGGAACUAUAUCAGCAUACAAGAUAGUACCAGAUGAAAUAGAAGAAAUCAAGGAAACUCUCAUAGAUUGGUGUGAUGAGAAGGAACUUAAUUUGAUACUAACAACUGGAGGAACAGGGUUUGCACCACGAGAUGUCACUCCAGAGAAAUUCCCAACAUUCCCAUUUUGUGGGCUCCAGAAAGGGGCCACAAAAGAAGUAAUAGAACGGGAAGCGCCAGGGAUGGCCCUGGCCAUGCUGAUGGGAUCACUUAAUGUUACACCUCUGGGCAUGCUCUCUAGACCAGUGUGUGGAAUAAGGGGGAAAACUCUGAUAAUUAACCUACCUGGUAGCAAGAAAGGAUCUCAGGAAUGCUUUCAGUUCAUACUGCCAGCUCUACCUCAUGCCAUUGACCUUUUACGUGAUGCCAUUGUAAAAGUAAAGGAGGUGCAUGAUGAACUUGAAGAUUUACCUUCCCCACCACCUCCUCUUUCUCCACCUCCUACAACUAGCCCCCAUAAACAGACAGAAGAUAAAGGGGUUCAGUGUGAAGAAGAGGAAGAGGAAAAGAAAGACAGUGGUGUAGCUUCAACAGAAGAUAGUUCCUCGUCACAUAUAACUGCAGCAGCCAUUGCUGCAAAGAAGCAUCCAUUGUACACCAAUCCUGCUGUUUUCAUGGCACAUCAUGGACAGCCCAUCCCUGGUAUCAUCAGUUAUUCCUAUGAUGCAACAGGCAGUACAGAUAAACGGAUUCCAGAUUCCAUCAUUUCUCGUGGUGUUCAGGUGCUCCCACGAGACACAGCCUCCCUCAGCACUACUCCUUCAGAAUCGCCCCGUGCUCAGGCUACAUCCCGCCUCUCUACAGCUUCUUGUCCAACACCAAAAGUCCAGUCCAGGUGCAGCAGCAAGGAGAACAUUCUCAGAGCCAGUCACAGUGCUGUAGAUAUCACCAAGGUGGCUCGAAGACAUCGCAUGUCUCCUUUUCCUCUGACAUCUAUGGACAAAGCCUUCAUUACAGUCCUGGAGAUGACUCCGGUGCUUGGUACAGAAAUCAUCAAUUACCGAGAUGGAAUGGGGCGAGUCCUUGCUCAAGAUGUAUAUGCAAAAGACAACCUACCCCCAUUCCCAGCAUCAGUAAAGGAUGGCUAUGCUGUUCGAGCUGCUGAUGGUCCAGGAGAUCGUUUCAUCAUUGGGGAAUCCCAAGCUGGUGAACAGCCAACUCAGACAGUGAUGCCAGGACAAGUGAUGCGGGUUACAACAGGUGCUCCAAUCCCCUGCGGUGCUGAUGCAGUAGUGCAAGUGGAAGAUACCGAACUUAUCAGGGAAUCAGAUGAUGGUACUGAGGAACUUGAAGUGCGAAUUCUGGUGCAGGCUCGGCCAGGCCAAGAUAUCCGACCCAUCGGCCAUGACAUUAAAAGAGGGGAGUGUGUUUUGGCCAAAGGAACCCAUAUGGGCCCUUCAGAGAUUGGUCUCCUUGCAACUGUGGGCGUCACAGAGGUUGAAGUUAAUAAGUUUCCAGUGGUUGCUGUCAUGUCAACAGGGAAUGAGCUGCUCAAUCCUGAAGAUGACCUCUUACCAGGAAAGAUUCGAGACAGCAAUCGGUCAACACUUCUAGCAACAAUUCAGGAACAUGGUUAUCCCACAAUCAACCUGGGAAUUGUGGGAGACAACCCAGAUGAUUUACUCAACGCCUUGAACGAGGGUAUCAGCCGUGCUGAUGUCAUCAUCACCUCAGGAGGUGUGUCGAUGGGGGAAAAGGACUAUCUCAAGCAGGUGCUGGACAUUGAUCUUCACGCGCAGAUCCAUUUUGGCAGAGUUUUUAUGAAGCCAGGCUUGCCAACAACAUUUGCAACUUUGGAUAUUGAUGGUGUAAGAAAAAUUAUUUUUGCACUACCAGGGAAUCCUGUAUCAGCUGUGGUCACCUGCAACCUCUUUGUUGUACCUGCACUGAGAAAGAUGCAGGGUAUCUUGGAUCCUCGGCCAACCAUCAUCAAAGCCAGGUUGUCAUGUGAUGUAAAACUGGACCCUCGCCCAGAGUACCACCGGUGUAUACUGACUUGGCAUCACCAAGAACCACUGCCCUGGGCCCAGAGUACAGGUAAUCAGAUGAGCAGCCGUCUGAUGAGCAUGCGCAGCGCCAAUGGAUUAUUGAUGCUACCUCCAAAGACAGAGCAGUACGUGGAACUCCACAAGGGCGAGGUGGUGGAUGUCAUGGUCAUUGGACGGCUAUGAUGGUCACCAACAGGAGAAAGCUUUGAUGCAUGUCCACAUAUCAUUGACUGUAUCCUGUAAUAUGCAACGGCACAGCUAGUUUUUCUGAUCUGGAUAAAAGUUGAUCUGUAUAGUCAACAUCUUGAACUAUAUUUCAGAUGAACUUAAAUACCUUUUAAAAAAACACACCUAAGAAUAAAUCUUAACAGACAACUCUAUUCUGAUUAUAUCAAAGCAAAAUUUUCCUUUCUUGCAAAUUGCUUUGUGUGUUCAAUGCUAGGUCUGAUAGCGAUAGCUUUUAGUAGACAGCGGUAGGUGCCUGCAGAACCUGUGUUUUUCUCAUCUUUAAAUACAACUACUUAUGCUCUUAAUCAAGGCUGUCUGCUUAUUUAUACUAGUGUAGGCAACACUGGGAUUUCCCUUCUUAGUAUGCUUCAUAACUGCUUUACAGAGAGCUUCUGCUUGUUCUUUAUCAUGUAUCUCGUGUUUAUGUGCACCGUGCCAAAAGAGGAGUGACUGCGCGGAGGCCCUGCCCUGCCGCGAGCACCCAGGGACGCUCUCACCCUAGCAGCCUCUGGCACAGCACUCGCAGGCAGUAACUGGAUACUUUUUAUUUGAACAAACAAACUGGGGGAAAAUGCUUCCUUAAGUGCUGACAGCCUUUUUAAUCAACACAUUUAAAAUUGUACAGAACACAAAUAAAAUAAAAUCAAAGACUGAUCUUGUACAGAUAUUAGUGUUACCAGCAUUCAUGUGGAAAUCAAGAGCAAAAACAAAUAAUGUUAAACAACUCUGUACCAUAACAUUUUCUGUAAUGAUACUGAAACUUAAUGAAUAAAAAAAAAUCCUUGAUCAUUAUUUAAAAA
Molecule: messenger RNA, 3195 nt
Organism: Myodes glareolus (Bank vole)
Lineage: Eukaryota; Metazoa; Chordata; Mammalia; Rodentia; Cricetidae
Source: RefSeq, a predicted model, not a curated record